CGGCCGGGCGGUGUGUUGUCAUCCGCGGAGCGACGGCCGGAGGCGGCGGCGGAGCCCCGGCGGGGCGUUUGGUUUCGGUUUGGCCGUGACUGGGAUUAGUGUUGACGGUCGAAAUGGGAGUCCCCAAGUUUUACCGAUGGAUCUCAGAGCGGUAUCCCUGCCUCAGCGAAGUGGUGAAAGAGCAUCAGAUUCCUGAAUUUGACAACUUGUACCUGGAUAUGAAUGGAAUUAUACAUCAGUGCUCCCAUCCUAAUGAUGAUGAUGUUCACUUUAGAAUUUCAGAUGAUAAAAUCUUUACUGAUAUUUUUCACUACCUGGAGGUGUUGUUUCGCAUUAUUAAACCCAGGAAAGUGUUCUUUAUGGCUGUCGAUGGUGUGGCUCCUCGAGCAAAAAUGAACCAGCAGCGUGGGAGGCGUUUUAGGUCAGCAAAGGAGGCAGAAGACAAAAUUAAAAAGGCAAUAGAGAAGGGAGAAACUCUUCCUACAGAGGCCAGAUUUGAUUCCAACUGUAUCACACCAGGAACUGAAUUUAUGGCCAGGUUACAUGAACAUCUGAAGUAUUUUGUAAAUAUGAAAAUUUCCACAGACAAGUCAUGGCAAGGAGUUACCAUCUACUUCUCAGGCCAUGAGACUCCUGGAGAAGGAGAGCAUAAAAUCAUGGAAUUUAUCAGAUCCGAGAAAGCAAAGCCAGAUCAUGAUCCAAACACCAGACACUGUCUUUAUGGUUUAGAUGCCGACUUGAUUAUGCUUGGAUUAACAAGUCAUGAGGCACAUUUUUCUCUCUUAAGAGAAGAAGUUCGAUUUGGUGGCAAGAAAACACAACGGGUAUGUGCUCCAGAAGAAACUACAUUUCACCUUCUACACUUGUCUUUAAUGAGAGAGUAUAUUGAUUAUGAGUUUUCAGUAUUAAAAGAAAAGAUCACAUUUAAAUAUGAUAUUGAAAGGAUAAUAGAUGAUUGGAUUUUGAUGGGGUUUCUUGUUGGUAAUGAUUUUAUCCCUCAUCUACCUCAUUUACAUAUUAAUCAUGAUGCACUGCCUCUUCUUUAUGGAACGUAUAUUACCAUCCUGCCAGAACUUGGGGGUUAUAUAAAUGAAAGUGGGCAUCUCAACUUACCUCGAUUUGAGAAAUACCUUGUGAAACUAUCAGAUUUUGAUCGGGAGCACUUCAGUGAAGUUUUUGUGGACCUAAAAUGGUUUGAAAGCAAAGUUGGUAACAAGUACCUCAAUGAAGCAGCAGGUGUAGCAGCAGAAGAAGCCAGGAACUACAAGGAAAAGAAAAAAUUAAAGGGCCAGGAAAAUUCUCUGUGUUGGGCUGCUUUAGACAAAAAUGAAGGCGAAAUGGUAACUUCUAAGGAUAAUUUAGAAGAUGAGACUGAAGAUGAUGACCUAUUUGAAACUGAGUUUAGACAAUAUAAAAGAACAUAUUACAUGACGAAGAUGGGGGUUGACAUAGUAUCUGAUGACUUUCUGGCUGAUCAAGCUGCAUGUUAUGUUCAGGCAAUACAGUGGAUUUUGCACUAUUACUAUCAUGGAGUUCAGUCCUGGAGCUGGUAUUAUCCUUAUCAUUAUGCACCUUUCCUAUCUGAUAUACGCAACAUCAGUACACUCAGAAUCCAUUUUGAACUAGGAAAACCUUUUAAGCCGUUUGAACAGCUUCUUGCUGUACUUCCAGCAGCCAGCAAAAAUUUACUUCCUACAUGCUACCAGCAUUUGAUGACCAGUGAAGAUUCACCAAUUAUAGAAUAUUACCCACCUGAUUUUAAAACUGACCUAAAUGGGAAACAACAGGAAUGGGAAGCUGUGGUGUUAAUCCCUUUUAUUGAUGAGAAGCGAUUAUUGGAAGCCAUGGAGACAUGUAACCACUCCCUCAAAAAAGAAGAGAGGAAAAGAAACCAACAUAGUGAGUGCCUAAUGUGCUGGUAUGAUAGAGACACAGAGUUUGUCUAUCCUUCUCCAUGGCCGGAAAAGUUCCCUGCCAUAGAACGGUGUUGUACAAGGUAUAAAAUAAUAUCGUUAGAUGCUUGGCGUGUAGACAUAAACAAAAACAAAAUAACCAGAGUUGACCAGAAGGCAUUAUAUUUCUGUGGAUUUCCUACUCUGAAACACAUCAAACACAAAUUUUUUUUGAAGAAAAGUGGCGUUCAAGUAUUCCAGCAAAGCAGUCGUGGAGAAAACAUGAUGUUGGAAAUCUUAGUGGAUGCAGAAUCAGAUGAACUUACCAUAGAAAAUGUAGCUUCAUCAGUGCUCGGAAAAUCUGUCUUUGUUAAUUGGCCUCACCUUGAGGAAGCUAGAGUUGUGGCUGUAUCAGAUGGAGAAACUAAGUUUUACUUGGAAGAACCUCCAGGAACACAGAAGCUUUAUUCAGGAAGAACUGCCCCACCAUCUAAAGUGGUUCAUCUUGGAGAUAAAGAACAAUCUAACUGGGCAAAGGAAGUACAAGGAAUUUCAGAACAUUACCUGAGAAGAAAAGGAAUAAUAAUAAAUGAAACAUCUGCAGUUGUGUAUGCUCAGUUACUCACAGGUCGUAAAUAUCAAAUAAAUCAAAAUGGUGAAGUUCGUCUAGAGAAACAGUGGUCAAAACAAGUUGUUCCUUUUGUUUAUCAAACUAUUGUCAAGGACAUCCGAGCUUUCGACUCCCGUUUCUCCAAUAUCAAAACAUUGGAUGAUUUGUUUCCUCUGAGAAGUAUGGUCUUUAUGCUGGGAACUCCCUAUUAUGGCUGCACUGGAGAAGUGCAGGAUUCAGGUGAUGUGAUUACAGAAGGUAGGAUUCGUGUGAUUUUCAGCAUUCCAUGUGAACCCAAUCUUGAUGCUUUAAUACAGAACCAGCAUAAAUAUUCUAUAAAGUACAACCCAGGAUAUGUGUUGGCCAGUCGCCUUGGAGUGAGUGGAUACCUUGUUUCAAGGUUUACAGGAAGUAUUUUUAUUGGAAGAGGAUCUAGGAGAAACCCUCAUGGAGACCAUAAAGCAAAUGUGGGUUUAAAUCUCAAAUUCAACAAGAAAAAUGAGGAGGUACCUGGAUAUACCAAGAAAGUUGGAAGUGAAUGGAUGUAUUCAUCUGCAGCAGAACAACUUCUGGCAGAGUACUUAGAGAGAGCUCCGGAACUAUUUAGUUAUAUAGCCAAAAAUAGCCAAGAGGAUGUGUUCUAUGAAGAUGACAUUUGGCCUGGAGAAAAUGAGAAUGGUGCUGAGAAAGUUCAAGAAAUUAUUACUUGGCUAAAAGGACAUCCUGUCAGUACUUUAUCUCGUUCUUCUUGUGAUUUACAAAUUCUGGAUGCAGCUAUUGUUGAGAAAAUUGAGGAAGAAGUCGAAAAGUGCAAGCAAAGAAAGAAUAAUAAGAAGGUGCGAGUAACAGUGAAGCCCCAUUUGCUAUACAGACCUUUAGAACAGCAACAUGGAGUCAUUCCUGAUCGGGAUGCAGAAUUUUGUCUUUUUGACCGUGUUGUAAAUGUGAGAGAAAACUUCUCAGUUCCAGUUGGCCUUCGAGGCACCAUCAUAGGAAUAAAAGGAGCUAAUAGAGAAGCUGAUGUACUGUUUGAAGUAUUAUUUGAUGAAGAAUUUCCUGGAGGGUUAACAAUAAGAUGCUCGCCUGGUAGAGGUUAUCGACUGCCAACAAGUGCCUUGGUGAACCUUUCUCAUGGGAGUCGCUCUGAAACUGGAAAUCAGAAGUUGACAGCUAUUGUAAAACCACAACCAGCUGUGCAUCACUAUAGCUCAAAUUCAUCAGUUUCCUGUGGGCAUUUGGGAGGCCUCAACCAUUCCCCUCAAUCACUUUUUGUUCCUACUCAAGUAUCUACUAAAGAUGAUGAUGAAUUCUGCAACAUUUGGCAGUCCUUACAGGGAUCUGGAAAGAUGCAACACUUUCAGCCAGCUGUACAAGAGAAGGGUGCAGUGCUACCUCAAGAAAUAAGCCAAGUAAACCAACAUCAUAAAUCUGGCUUUAAUGACAACAGUGUUAAAUAUCAGCAAAGAAAACAUGACCCUCACAGAAAAUUUAAAGAAGAGGGUAAGAGUCCUAAAGCUGAGUGUUGGUCCCAAAAAAUGUCCAAUAAGCAGCCUAAUUCUGGAAUUGAGAACUUUUUAGCGUCUUUGAAUAUCUCCAAAGAAAAUGAAGUACAGUCAUCUCAUCAUGGGGAGCCUCCAAGUGAAGAGCAUUUGUCACCACAAUCAUUUGCCAUGAAGGGAACACGGAUGCUUAAAGAAAUUCUAAAAAUUGAUGGCUCUAACACUGUGGACCGUAAGAAUGAAAUGAAACAGAUUGGUAAUGAAAUCCCUGUUUCCUCUAUUAGAAGAGAUGAAUAUGGAUUACCCUCUCAGCCUAAACAAAGUAAGAAAUUAGCAUCUUAUGUGAACAAGCCUCACAGUGCUCAUGAGUACCAUAAUGUUCAGUCUAUGGACAAUGUGUGUUGGCCUGCCCCCAGCCAGAUCCCUCCUGUAUCCACACCAGUAACUGAACUUUCUCGAAUUUGUUCCCUUGUUGGAAUGCCACAACCUGAUUUCUCCUUUCUUAGGACGCCGCAGACAAUGACUGUUUGCCAAGUAAAAUUAUCUAAUGGCUUACUGAUACAUGGGCCACAGUGCCACUCUGAAAAUGAAGCCAAGGAGAAAGCUGCACUUUUUGCUUUACAACAAUUGGGAUCCUUAGGCACGAAUUUCCCUUUGCCUUCACCAGUAUUUGCAAAUUAUCCUUCAGCUGUGCCACCUGGAACCAUUCCUCCAGUCUUUCCCCCACCUACUGGCUGGGAUCACUAUGGAAGCAACUAUGCACUGGGGGCAGCUAAUAUAAUGCCUUCAUCAUCUCAUCUCUUUGGCUCAAUGCCAUGGGGACCAUCAGUGCCAGUUCCUGGGAAGCCCUUCCAUCAUACUUUAUAUUCUGGGACCAUGCCCAUGGCUGGGGGAAUGCCAGGGGGUGUGCACAAUCAGUUUAUACCUCUGCAGGUUACUAAAAAAAGGGUUGCAAACAAAAAGAACUUUGAGAAUAAGGAAGCCCAGAGUUCUCAAGCCACUCCAGUUCAGACCAGCCAGCCAGAUUCUUCCAACAUUGUCAAAGUAAGUCCACAGGAGAGCUCAUCAGCUUCUUUGAAGUCCUCUCAGAUUGCUCAACCUGCAUCUUCUUUUCAAGUUGAAACGGCCUCUCAGGGCCGUAGUAUAUCUCACCAUAAGUCAACACCAAGCUCUUCUUCAAGAAGAAAAUCAAGAAAACUGGCUGUCAAUUUUGGUGUUUCUAAACCUUCUGAGUAAAUUUGGCUGUUGGAAUUAGUUUCUUCUCUUUCCAUCUACCUUUUUAUAAAUCCAUAUCUAUAUCUCAUAAAAAUUAGAAUGUACUAUUUUAAAAAAAGAUGUGUAAAUUGAAAUUUUUUCAUUUUUAAUUUAUCAGGCACUUUUCAUGCUGUUUAAAAGACUGUGUAUCAAAUUGUGCACUUUAAGUAUGUGCAGUUUGUUGUAUGUCAAUUAUACCUCAAUAAAUCUGUAAUAAAAAACUAAAUUAAACCUUGCAUUAAAAUAACAUCACAGUAUCAGUGGACUAAACAUUAAAAUGUACCACUCUAAUCAUUGGCCUCAUCAUUGAAGCAUCCAGAACUAUGAAUUAGACAUCAUUUAGCAAUAAUAAGCAUUUUUUACACUAUCAUUGAGGAAUAAUGACAUGGAGCAUGAAAUUUGGGCCUCCAGUAUAACUUACUGAAUGUGGAUUUUAUUUCCCUUGUUAAUGAUGUGAGAAAAUUGUCAGGAGAAUGGCUCUUAUUUAUAUGUAUUUUAACUUACGCUUUGUUGUCUCUGAGGGACCCUUAGACCUGCUGCGAAAGGAUCACAUUUGUUGUGGUGCUGCCAGUUUUGCUUUAUUCUAAAUUUUGUACCAAAGCAACUUUAGAAUAAUCAGAAUAUUUCAUCUAACUGCUUAGAACUAUAAAUAGCAUUCUAAAUUUGAGUAAAUACAAUUUUUUAGAUUACUCAAGAACCAGCAUUAGGAAUUUCUAAUAAAAUUGUUUCAAAAUCUACAGGGUACAAUGAUUACAAAUUAAUCUUCUAACAAAAUAUGAAAUAUUAGUCAUGUUAAUAAAUUGUAUUAUUUUGUAUGGCUUUUUAUUUGCUUACCUGACAUUUUAUGAGAGCUUCAUGGUUGGUCGGUAUGUAGUGCUUCCUGGGACUGAAGAAAUUCUAAUUGUUCCAAGGUGUGCUACAAUAUAGGAGGCACAGUCAUCAGUUUGUGACAUACAUUAUUUACCGCCUAUUUCAUUCUAAUUCUGUAUUUUUAGCUUUAUGCUGAACUGUUCAAUGAUGCUGGGAUUCUCUCUUUGCAUGUUAUAUGUGAAUGUGUGGUUCAACCUAUAACUGUUGAAAUUAUUUUAGAAUUUAUGAAGAUUUCUCAGCAGGGCCUAUGUUUAUAUAUAUAUAUAUUUAUUAUUUAGUUUUUGUGAUAUGCUUAUAUUUUUAAGGAAGUAAGUUAUAGCAUACUUUUUUAAAAGUAGGAACCACAAUCUUUAUAUGGAGCAGCUUGUUAUAUCUGAUUUUCAUUUAGCUCGUUGGAAACUCUGCCAUGACUCUUAAAGUAGUCUUAUUUGUUUUUUAAAAUGCUGGUAUUAAACUAAAUGGACUCCUUUCACUAACUUCUGAUUUCAGAGUUUAAAUGUUAGCAGGAUAUUUGUGUAUUAGCAGUGCCUUCAGUAUAAAAGAGAAAUAUUCAUUAUCUGUCAUUUAUCAUAGUCAUAUAAGUUUCCAUGAUUUUAUUUUCUGUUAUUUUCAUAAGUUCAGAUGUAUAUCAGUUCCCAACAUUGUUUCUUUAUCUGUAGUGGGAUCUUGAGUAAUGAGGCUCAAGUAAAUCCUCAAUGUUUAUCGUUAUUGCCUUAUAAACUCUAUUUGUGUUUAAAGGAAACAUCUAUUAUGGUAAUACAAAGAAAAGUUAAAUUGUGACAGUAAUCUUAUAUUAACCUCUUCCUACUUUAAAGUGUGUAAUGUUUCACCUCAGCUGUACAAACUCCAGCAUUUAGAAAUUGCCUCACUCAUUACUCCUGUGUGACAGUUAUAUAAAUAGCAUGUAACUCACAUCUGUUUUAGAGCAUAGAAGAAGCAGCACCUGCCAUCUUCUGAAAACUCCAAAGGGAAAUUUUAGUAAACAUAGUGCGCUAAACCCAUAAGGAUACUUCCCCAAUAUUUGAGCACAGCAAGCUGACAGUUCUAUGCAGAUAGGCAGUGAGUUUUAUUUUCCAGCCAGGUGCAGUGGCUCACGCCUGUAAUCCCAGCACUUUGGGAGGCUGAGGCAGGUGGAUCACUUGAGGUCCAGAGUUCCAGACAAGCCUGGCCAACAUGGCGAAGCCCCAUCUCUACUAAAACUACAAAAAUUAGCCGGGCAUGGUGGCACAUGCCUGUAGUCCCAGCUACUCGGGAGGCUGAGGCAUGAGAAUCACUUGAACCCGGGAGGCGGAGUCUGCAGUGAGUCGAGAUUGCACCACUGCACUCCAGCCUGGGCAGCAGAGCAAGACUGUGUCUCAAAAAAAACAAAAAGAAAAAGUUGUAUUAUCCUUACUUUUUUUUUUUUAACAUUAUUAUUCUAAAGGCCAAAACUGAGAAGAGAUUAAGAUAGGAUAGAGCUCCAUAAUGGCUGGGUAGUGGUCAGGCAUUCUCUUUUCUUUUUCCCCUGUAGACCCAUUCCAAAUGUGGGCCUGAGGUCAAUGGGAGAUGUGCCCUCCCUAUGGAGGAUGUAAGAGGCAGAGGCCAUUUCUGCCCCGUGAUGAGGAAACGAUCUGUUGAUAGGCCUGGAAUCUAGAGUAUAUCUGAAAAGCAGUUGGACUUCAAUAAAUUUAAAACCUUCUCUUUGAGAUGGCGUGGACUAAGACCACCCCCAAAGUUUAAAAAUAUGCUCAUUCAACUUGAAUCUUCUGAGAGCUUUUUGUGAAAAUGGUGGACUGUUUAGGGCACACAGGACAGAUUCCCCAAAUUGCUUUAUGUUUCCACAUAACUAGAGCACUUCAGUCUAUUUAAGCCUUUGUCUCCUAACUGAAACAUUUCUAAAUAUUUCUAUUCAAUAAGUUUUUUCUUUUUUGAGCAACUUAAGUGAAUUUUGAAGAUUGCUCCUUCCAGUCUUGUUCCUUUUCACAUUUUCCUGCAUUAUCUAAUAAUUACCUCAGUGUUAGAAUUUGACUGAAUGUAUUAAUUGAUUUAAACAUCAUGUAGACUAAAGUCUUAAACAUCUAAGACUCAGUUGCACAAAAAAAUUAAAGUCAUCUGUACUGAACCUUGGUUUCAAUUUAAGAUUUUUCUUGCUUUUCAAAGGGGUAACUAAUAAAGAUUGAAGGGUUUUUUUCCCAGUUGGUCGGAGGAAUGAAGAACUAUUGAUGCAAGCUUUUCAUUGUUUCUUUUCUAUGAUCAGGUAUCUGCUUUCAUUUUAGACUGCUGCUUCCAAACUAAGCUAGAAUCUUGGUUUUAAUGAGAGGAGGCAGAGAAAGGGAGGCAGAUGGAAGAAGAGAAACAGUUAAAUAAAGACAUACCCAGUCACUGCAUUUUUGGACUAUACUAUAUCUUUCUAGCUCAAGGAAAUAGAUAAACUGUAGGGUCUUUUUUACUCUUUAUGUAUCAGUUUUUGUGUUAGUCAUAGCUGUUCAUAGUGGUUGUCUAAUUUUUACUUUAUUAUAUGAGAACUGUGCAGAUCUUCACUGAAGUUAGUUCUGUCACACUUCUUCCCAUUAUUUAGAGCAAGGUUUUUUAAAGCAACCGUACAAUUUCUCAGCCUUAUGAGCUUGCUGUAUUUCUUAGUAUCAUGUUGCUUCCAAAUUUUGUUUUUACUGUAAAAGACAAUUUAUUGUAGAGAAGUGGCUGUGAAAGUCAUUCUCUAUCUUUAAAAAUCAAUUACAGAGUUCAUUUGUCAUUUUCUAGAGAUAAAUUAUAGUAUUCAAACUGGCAGUGCUCAUUAUGUACAUUUUGUAAGCUCUGUCAGUGAAACCAUCAGUUUUGCAGGAGCUUCCUUUCCUGGUCAAGAUAAAGCUUAAAAUUCCAGAAAUUAAUAUCAUUUGGACUGACUUUAUUCAUAUUUCCAUCAAACUCCUCCAUUACAGUAAGAGAUAGUGUUGAACCAGCAUCAGGUCUCCGGAAACAUGGCAGAGCAGACAGGCCGUUAAGUUUCACAAACAUCAUAGAUCAUUUUCUUAGAGAAGAAAAACAUGUCUAAAAUAGUUUUAGUAGUCCAAAAUGUCAACUAUCUGUAGCUGCUUUUGUGUGUGUGUGUCAGUGAACAAAUAAUAAUGCCUUGCUCAAUCAAUGCAUUCAGCUAUCUCAAGUGCAAUUUGUGAAGGAGACUAUGGUUUCCAAAAGAUACAUUUUUUUACAAAGUUAAAGCUGUAAAAAGUCUGAUUUUUUUCCUCCAGCCGUAUACCAGCUGCGCUUGGUUAUUUCAGCAGUUGGUAUACUAUUAAAUUGUCCAGGCCAAAUAAGUUUCUGUAGCUGUUUUAGUAAUUUGAAGCCAAAUUCUCAUGCUGUUUCUCAUUAAAUAAUAAUAAUGAGAAUUUGGUCCACAGUUUGCUUUAAGUUCUCUCUUCCUUUCUUUCCCUUACAGUUAAGGGUUUGGUGGGGGAUGGGGAGAUUGUUUUUGUUUUUUGGAUUUUUUUUUCUUUUGGCCUCAAGUAUCAUACUUUCUUUUGCCUGUAUCCAACUGCUUCUUUGAGUAUUUUCAUCUAUUUUAAUAUGAGUGAUAGAUGGUGUGCUGUGUCGUCAAAGUGUUCAACAUUUUGUUCAUUUAAACAAUAGUGUAAUUCAUACAUAUAUAGAUCAUAUAUAGAUACAUAUCUUAAUUGAUUUCUCACAUAACUUUUAUAAAUAACUGGAAUUUUUCAUUAGAUCUUAUACAGAGAAGUAUUUUAUUAAAAAUUCAAAAGGGAAGACUUUUAUGUGCUCAUUUUGUAAUUUUUGUUUUUAAAUAUCUUUACAUUGUCUGCCAAUUAAAGUGUUUUAAACUUGCAUUGGAAUGGACUCCGAAUGUAUUUUUGUGGUGUUACAUUAUCUGUAGAUUUCUAGCAUGAAGUUAGCCUCACAAUGCUGUGCAAAGGAUUUUAAAAUAUGAGAGUCACUGAAAGAGUUUAAACAUCUGUUCAUGUUAAAUGCUCUAUGGAUUUUAAUUAAAGACUUGAGAAUGAUUUUAUAA
Molecule: messenger RNA, 10125 nt
Organism: Macaca mulatta (Rhesus monkey)
Lineage: Eukaryota; Metazoa; Chordata; Mammalia; Primates; Cercopithecidae
Gene: XRN1
Product: 5'-3' exoribonuclease 1
Biological process (GO): nuclear-transcribed mRNA catabolic process; rRNA catabolic process
Cellular component (GO): nucleus
Molecular function (GO): RNA binding; 5'-3' RNA exonuclease activity
Source: RefSeq, a predicted model, not a curated record